Arabidopsis arenosa is the source of this 1138-nucleotide messenger RNA. The record is from the annotation of a GenBank genome assembly. NCBI's taxonomy places the organism in Eukaryota, Viridiplantae, Streptophyta, Magnoliopsida, Brassicales, Brassicaceae.
UUCUUCGGGUCUCUCUCUUUCCUUUUGUUUGAUUUUCAUCUAUAUCUGUUUUCAAUUUGGGUAUUAGGGUUUUCUUGCCUGCCCUUACCUUUCCUCGUCCCUCUGGCCAUCUUCCUCGGAAAUUCACUUUCAUUUCAUGUAAUUCGAUUAUCUAGUAUUGUCGUUGUUGUGUGAGCUAUGAGUAGAGAUUCUAAAGGAAGACCAUGGUAUGAUAAAUUCUACCGUAAACGGGACAGUUUGGCUUCUCAGGAUAAGGUUUCUUUAGAAUCAAGUGAUUCUUCAGGAUUGGAUUCUGUUAAGGAUGAACCAGAGAAACUUACAGAGAAACAAAUGGAGGGAGAGGGUUUUAAGGAGAAGUUAUCAGACUCUGUUUUGAUUGAUGAGAAGCUUGAAGAGUACAGUGAUUGUGAUCAGACAGCAACCACUUCCCCUUGCCCCAAAGAUCCAAUAUCUUCUCAAUCUACUCACCGCUCCCCGGAAAGCUUUGUGACUGCAAUAACAUGUAAUGAUGAUACUUUUGUAUCUGUCUCUGGGAUUUCUAGGGGUGUUUCAAAUCUAAUCCCAUUCGCUACAGAGACUCAAGCUUCACCUGUUCAAGACAAAGUGGCAAACACUAGAUCCUUUAGCAGCAACUCUAUGAAAGUUAAUAAUCUAGAUGAGUUCUUCAUUGAAGACUUCGAUGUUGGUCCAAUGGAUACCAUUGAUUUGUAUGACAUGACAUUUCGAGAAGACCCCUCAGAUUUUGACGACAAUCUGCUAUAUGCAACGCGUGACAGGACUAAGCAACUCAGAUCAUUCAAGAGAAAGAUAAUGGAUGCUAUAACUUCGAAAAGAAGAAGAGAGAAGGAAUAUGAGCAGCUUUCUAUAUGGUUCGGAGACGCAGACAUGGGUUGUGAUCUGGUAAACACUAAGGAACAUGCUACAACAUCUCUAGACUCCAAAAGCUCACAGUCAAAUGUGCCAUUUGUAUCACAAGAUUCUGAGUGGGAGCUUUUGUAAGAUAUAAAUGUGUUCUAUUUUGGUGAGACUCAUGUGAUACCAAUAUUUAGUUUGUAACUAAUAUGGAAAAAUUAAUUUCUUCUUUCUGUCCCUUCUAGUUUCGUUUACUGCUUUUAAACAAUCAAUUGUUCCAAUCAAG